AGCUCAGCGGGGUGCGGCUGUCCCGUUAUGACUGGCCACCACAGUUGGGGAUAUGGGCAGGAUGACGGACCUGCAGAGUGGCACAAGUCUUAUCCUAUUGCCCGAGGGAACCGUCAGUCACCCAUUGAUAUAAUCUCUGCAAAAGCAGUCUAUGACCCGAAGCUGAUGCCGCUUGUUAUCUCCUACGAGUCCUGCACAUCUCUCAACAUCUCCAACAAUGGCCAUUCAGUUAUGGUUGAGUUUGAAGAUAUUGAUGACAAGACAGUGAUCAGCGGUGGCCCCUUUGAGAGUCCCUUUCGGCUAAAGCAGUUCCACUUUCACUGGGGGGCAAAGCACAGUGAGGGAUCAGAGCAUACAAUUGAUGGCAAACCUUUUCCAUGUGAGCUCCAUUUAGUUCACUGGAAUGCCAAGAAGUAUGCAACAUUUGGAGAAGCAGCAGCGGCUCCAGAUGGCUUGGCUGUAGUUGGUGUUUUCUUGGAGAUUGGAAAAGAACAUGCCAAUAUGAACAGACUCACUGAUGCUUUGUACAUGGUAAAAUUUAAAGGGACAAAAGCUCAAUUUAGAAGCUUCAACCCCAAAUGUCUCCUGCCUUUGAGUCUAGAUUAUUGGACGUACCUUGGAUCUUUGACAACACCACCCCUUAACGAGAGUGUAAUAUGGGUAGUGCUGAAAGAACCCAUCAGUAUUUCUGAGAAACAGCUGGAGAAGUUCCGCACGCUCCUCUUCACCAGUGAGGAAGACCAGAAGGUCCAGAUGGUGAAUAACUUCCGCCCCCCUCAGCCGCUUAAGGGGAGAACAGUUCGAGCUUCCUUCAAGGCCUGAAGAAAACUGGUAGUGGCCCUGGGGCAUCUAAAAGCUUCCACAUAAUGACCAUAGACCUGAGUUCAGAUCACUCAUGGAGCACACAGGAUAGCCAUUUCGAACAACACUCUGUACUUGAAGGGGGACAAACAUUUUCUGAUGCUGUGUUUUAUUUGAAUCACACAACUUCAAGACAAGCUUAAGUCUUUUUAACUGGACCUCCUUUUAGUACAAAAAAUUGAUUGUGAUCUGGAUCAUUCUCUUGGAGUUAAGAUGAAAUCCUACUUAAGAUGGGAAAUAGGCAGUAAUCAGUGCUGAUGGGUGGUAAUCAUCUUCUGAUUGUCUAAUACGUGAUGAAAGAAUAGUUGAAAUUUGGAUAAACUGGACUUAAUUUUUUCUUAGAUUUUUCUUGUUUGCUGAGCUCCCUCUGACUUAGAAGAUUUUCACCAUCUUUGCUGUCUAUUGACACAAAACAGGCUAGCAGUACUCAAAAAAGGUUCUGUACUCGCUUCAUGAAGGCACUGAUACGAAAACUAUAUAUUUCAGAAUUACUGUUCCAAGAUACUAUUGUUCAACUGCUUUCAAAUAAGUAAUGUAAAUGCUCUGUCAUCCAAAACCGGUCAUGUUGUUUAUUGCACAAGACUGUUCAGACAUAAAUUAUUUUAGCCUAUGCAACAUACGUAAUUGUAACUCCCUCAUUAAGUUUGUUGAGAAGGAACAUCUGUAGCAAUUCAGGUAUGUACUUGUGGCUAUCUAAAUUGUUCACAUUCUACCUCAGUGAAGUGAUUUGCUCUUCAAUGUGACCUCCUUCAGUGUCUGCCCUGAAGAAUGUACAUGGAUUUUUUCAUUCUAAGGAUCUUGUGUGGGUAGAUCUUGAUUGCACUGAACGUACAUCACUGCACAAAUCAUCCCAUAGCCAUGGCAAGCAGUCAGGGAUGGUCCUGGCAAAUUUGAGAUUCAAUCUCUACUGAAUCCUGAUACAUCUGCAAAAUAGUCGCUUUAGAAAAGCCGUGUUUUUGUAUUGCUGCUGCUUGCAGCUUAGUGAAAAAAUUCUUCAGACCUUUGUGUCCAGUAAGAAAAAAUAGUGAUGUCGUCUGUACCUGUUGUCAGUGUAUUUUCAGUUACUUUAUUUCUAGGUUUCAGAUGUUUUACUUAAUCUGUAUAUUUCAGACAAAUUACGAACGUUUAUUAGCUUUCAGUUUUUUAAACAAAGAAUCUGUAUGUAAAUAUGUAAAUGAAGAAGCUGUAAACGUUUAAGUAAAACCUUAAAGCAAAAGGGAGAAGUGUGGGAAGGGCAGACUAGAACACCUACAGCUGGUUCUCCCUUUUCAGAAGGGGAGACAAAAGUAGUAGGCAUAGAGCACAGGACGAGGAAUGGAAGAUUGGAAUUUAGACCAAACUACAAUUUUUUUUUUUUUUGCACACUGAUAUAAAA
Lagopus leucura (white-tailed ptarmigan) is the source of this 2236-nucleotide messenger RNA. It is a transcript of the gene CA7, whose product is annotated as carbonic anhydrase 7. The record is from RefSeq and is a predicted model, not a curated record. Lineage: Eukaryota; Metazoa; Chordata; Aves; Galliformes; Phasianidae. Gene Ontology annotation, cellular component: cytoplasm. Bases 28 to 822 code for a protein of 264 amino acids. Gene Ontology annotation, molecular function: zinc ion binding; carbonate dehydratase activity. Gene Ontology annotation, biological process: regulation of intracellular pH. The transcript is spliced from 7 exons.